Molecule: messenger RNA, 2267 nt
Organism: Clunio marinus
Lineage: Eukaryota; Metazoa; Arthropoda; Insecta; Diptera; Chironomidae
Source: the annotation of a GenBank genome assembly
CAUCAUAACAUAAGCUCGUAACAAAAAGAAGUGGAAUAAGGAAAAGAAGAAAAAACCUCUAUAAUAGCUUAAAAGUGAAUGUUUGUUAAGUGUUUAUCUGAAUCCAUGCCCACGAAAAUAUUGAAAUAAAGACUAAAUUUGUGAAAAUGAAUUGAAAAAGCAUGGAAACCGUUCAAGAAACAGGCCAACUUGGCACAGGCUGGAUAGAAUUUAGUGAGCGUCAUGCUCGUGCUGCUAGUAGUGACUUUGCGAGAUCAGUCGUCCAGUAUUUCAAUUCAACGCUUCAAACAGAAGCUCGUGCAAAUAUUUCACAUAAAGAUUUAUUAAAAAAAUUUAUUGAUUGCUUUUCGGAGAACUUUGACUACGAGUAUCUACGUCGCAGUGUACAACAAGGAAACAGCAAGUCGGGCACAAAUGGCACAACAGCACCGAGUGAAGGCAGCGACUUCUCGGAAGAUCACGACUCGCCAAAAAUUAAUCAUAAACCAUUCUUUCGAAGAUUAUCAUUCAAGGCGCUAAGAAAAGGAAAGGUUCCGUUUCAGACAAUAUUCCAAAAGCAGUCAUCAGACGAUAUGGAUCUUUCAAAUUCUGAACAUAAUAAGAAAAAAUUAGCCAAAAUUGUUGUCGAGUGCCGAAAAGAGGGACUGGUCAACUAUGUACCGCCAGAAUUUCUCAAGAACGACAAAAAGGACUUGACGAAUCUCGAGUGGGAGAAAUGUAAAUUAGUAUUAGUCAAAUGUGCUGGUGGGUACAUGCUAGAGUUUCAUUCACUUGAUAAAAGUCCCAAGACACAAGGCGGCAUUUUUUGUUACUUAAUUCACGAGGCACGUGAAACAACUGCACUUGAAAUGCCUGACAAAGAAAAUACGUUCGUCCUGAAAGCUGAUGGCGGACAAGAAUAUUUAAUUGAGGCAAAAGAUGCGAUGGACAUGAAGAGUUGGAUUGCAACAAUUCGUUAUUGCAUGAAGACUACACCGACAUCGCAAUUACCAUCACAAGACCCAACAACAUCAAAUCCUUCAUUACCUAACACUUCUCUCAUCUCUUCCACGGGAUCAAUAACAGAUACAACGACGUCAAAUGUUUGUGCUCCUUCAUCAUCGACAGCUAAUACAUCAGCAAGUGGUGGCGCCACUUUGAAUAACAACAAUGUAAAUAGUAUGAAUAAUAAUCAAAUGUCAUCGUCAUCACAGCCUGAAAUACCGCCAAGGAGACCCGAAGCGUCAAGUCAAUUUCAUCUUGAUGAAGAUGAUUUGGAACAUGAAUCAGAUUUAACAGCACAAAUGAAUGAAUAUCCAUGGUUCCAUGGAACAUUACCACGCUCGGAUGCAAGUGCGAUGGUGCUUCAUGGUGGACAAGGAAGUCAUGGAGUUUUCCUUGUGAGACAAAGUGAGACGAGAAAAGGUGAAUAUGUGCUAACAUUCAACUUUCAAGGACGAGCAAAGCAUCUACGAAUGACGCUAAAUGAUUUAGGUCAAUGCCGCGUUCAACAUUUAUGGUUUCCAAGCAUCACAGAAAUGCUCGAGCAUUUCCGUCAAAAUCCUAUUCCAUUGGAACAAGGCGGUGUAGCUGACGUCAGGCUCACUGAAUACGUCGUGAAUCCUCGAACAUCACUUCAAAGUCCACGACAUGUGAGAUAACAAUAAUUAGUUAGAGAACACACAAUGUACAUUUGUUGUGGAAACCGAAAAAAUGUUGCCAUUUUUCUGUUCUUUUCUUUGCUAUUUAAAUGUUUCAAUGUCGCUUUGCUGUUGCUGCGAGGCGUUAGAAUGAAGAAAAUUUUCUUCUUAAUUCUUUUUCCAUUUGAUUCUGUAAUGGAAAGAUCUUUAUAAAUUUUUGAUUUUUUUUGUAAUUAAUAAUUUCGAAAGCCUUAAAGCCGAGAGGAUAAGGACGUGUUUCGAAUGUUUCGAAAUUACAUAAAAUCAAAUUAAUUUUUAAUGAUUCUAUUGUAUAGCAUCAUUUGUAAAAUUCUUUUCUUAUUUUUACAUGAUCAUCAUAACUUUUUUUCUUCCCUUUUUUAUUUUGAAGACUAAAGCUUUGCUCUUGGUAACAAGAGCGAGCGCAGAAAUGAAUAACAUAUAUUUAUUAGGCAUAUGAAUACAACCCCUAUCUAUAUUUAAGUUAAGAGAAUCAUUAUGGUUUCUUUUUUUUAAUUUUAAGAUUAAUUUUUAAUUAAACAAAAAAAUUAGCAAGAAGAUAAUCAAUAGAUUUUUAGUUAAUUAAUGGCUUUAAUAAGACUUUUAAGAUUUAAAAGAAUUUUUUUCCUU